Molecule: messenger RNA, 1548 nt
Organism: Fraxinus pennsylvanica
Lineage: Eukaryota; Viridiplantae; Streptophyta; Magnoliopsida; Lamiales; Oleaceae
Source: the annotation of a GenBank genome assembly
AUGGAUGCCAAAUUUCUUCACUUUCUUUCUCUUACCGUCUUUCUCAUCCAUUUCUCAACUGCUUUCAUUCCCCAAGAUAAUUUUCUUAUCAACUGUGGAUCAAGCAUAAACACUAUUGUAGUCCAGAACAGAUACUUCACUGGGGAUUCAUCCAAGAAUGGUUCUUCGUAUCUAUCUAAAGGUAAAUCGAUUUCUCUCACGAAUCCAAUCCCAGCAUCAAAUUCUUCUGUACUUCACAGUACAGCUAGAGUUUUCACUUCUGUUUCAAGCUAUAAAUUCAACAUAAAAAACAAUGGAUUCCACUUAGUCCGUCUUCAUUUCUCUCCAUUCAGUUCUCAGGAUUAUGAUCUCAAGAAUGCGAAUUUCGUAGUUUCAGCUAAUGGAAAUUCACUUUUAAGCAACUUUUCAGCUCAGUUUACUAUCCUUAAAGAGUUUAUCUUGAUGGUUAAUAGAGAUGAGCUUGAAAUUCUUUUCAUGCCAACUCGUGAUUCCAAUUUUGCAUAUGUGAAUGCAAUUGAAGUGUUUUCAGCACCAAAAGAUUUCAUUAUUGACGAAGGGAUAACAUUGAUUAGUCCUAAUGGAAUUCAAGACUUUAAGCAGAAUAUUUCGUCCAAAAUUUUAGAAACUGUUCAUAGGAUUAAUGUUGGAGGACCAAAAUUAACCCCUUUUAAUGAUACCCUUUGGAGAAAUUGGAUUCCAGAUGAAGAUUUUCUUGUCUUGACAUCUGCUGCAAAAAUUGCUAAGACUAUUAAUCCUCCUAAUUACCAACCAGGAGGUGCCACUAGAGAAAUUGCCCCAGACAAUGUAUACAUGACUGCACAACAGAUGAAUAUAGAUAAGCGAAGCUCUAAUUUUAUGUUCAAUAUAACAUGGGAUUUUCCUGUAAGAUCGGAGGAUUCUCUGCACUUUGUUCGUUUGCAUUUCUGUGACAUUGUUAGCAUUGCACUUCAGACGUUGUACUUCAACGUAUAUAUAAACGGGAUCAUUGCAUUCAAAGAUCUUGAUUUGUCUCUGCUUGCAUUCCAUGAGCUUGCGUCGCCUAUUUUCGUUGAUUUUGUUGUACAAAGCUUGGAUAACUCAAACAUUGUUCGGAUUAGUGUUGGUCCUUCUGACCUCAGUAAUAUUUUAAGGAAGAAUGCUAUUUUAAAUGGGGUUGAGAUUAUGAAAAUAGUGAAUCCUGUGGGUUCAGAUAAGAGGGCUAAGACGAAAAACAUUUGGAUUUUGGUUGGUUCAGUUGGAGGUGGAUCUUUUGUGUUAAGCUUAGCAAUUCUUAGUACAUUGGUAGUACUCAAAUGCAGAAGGAGAAAACCCGAACCAAGACUUGUUGAAAGCACAGGAUGGACUCCUGUUCGUGUAAACGGAGUCAGCUCCCAUGGCACGUUGUUGGAAGGGGAGGUUCUUGGUUAUGAAUCUCAAGCUGAAACCGAUGUAUCUCCUAGAUUUGUUCCCGGAGUUGGUGUUGGGGUCGAGGGGGAUAGCAACGAUGUUUCUUCAGAUAUAACAACGAGCCGAGUUUUCUCCCAGUUGAUAACUAAUGAAGGCAGAUAG